Schistosoma curassoni is the source of this 3991-nucleotide messenger RNA. The record is from the annotation of a GenBank genome assembly. Lineage: Eukaryota; Metazoa; Platyhelminthes; Trematoda; Strigeidida; Schistosomatidae.
GUGUUAUUUUUGCAAGACUACUCAUAGUGGACAGUGCUAAGACACGUAACAGGGUGUACAAUAGAUCAACUGGUCUACACUAAUGGAUCAAAAAAGCAAUGGGUUUUGAAUACUACUUGUUUUGGAGGUUUAAUAGUCUGAAGAAUUUAUAUUGCUUGGAAGUACUUCACGAAGCAAGUUAGUAAGAGGCAGGUAAAUGCUAAUGACCAAAGAGUGUAAGUCGCUUCUCACCAUUUCUUGUUUAAGCUCCCUUCUACCUUGCUCACUCAAAGCUAUACUAACCAGCGCUGUGUAUAACGUGCGAUGGAUUUCGAGAUAGUAAGAUCUUCUGUGCUGAAAUUGGUUCAAGAAUCAAAAAGUAAAGGAAACUUUUCCCUUAACCGUUUGGCUGAACAUGUAUAUUCUAUGUUACAAUCCGAGUUAUUGGUCAGAUGUUAUGAUAUUGUAAACAUUGUUAAUCGUCCUUCUAUUUUGGACGAGUUGGACAAUUAUAUACCUUAUGCAAACAUCAAUGAAGUUCAAACAGGUUUGCCUCCAUUUUCAAUGGAUCAACUUAAAAAAAGAAUCACUGGCUUACAUUUACCGUACGGUACAGGUAUAUUCACUAUCCAGUUGCCUGAUUAUCAACCUCGAUUUGGAUAUCGAAGGUCAGGUAUUGUUCUUCGACAAGCAGUCAUUAAAGGGGAAGUAGAAAAUUUAUUUGUUUCAGGAGUAGAACAUGGUAGUCCAGCAAGCAAUGCAAUGGAUUUGCAUAUGGGAGAUCGUAUAUAUUCAAUAUCAGGUUACCCAUUAGACUGGCAUACAUUAGAACAACUAAGAUACAAGCUAAUUGAACUGGAUGGAUUGGCACCAAAUUCAAAUAUUUACGAUUUAGCAAACUAUCUACUUAAUAGGCCUUAUCAGAACACUGGGAUUUCCCGCGAUCAUAAUUAUAAUAGAAAUAGUAGUGUUUAUAAAGUUCCUAGCGAACAAACUAGUUUAACAGAUUUUAAACCACCAGUUCUUGUCAUUUUUCGUUAUCCAAAGUCAAAUUCAUUGUGGUCCAAUCAAAUAGCUAAUAACGAGACAAAUGAAUUACCAACGGCAGAGAAUAACAGUUUAUUCAGUUGUUAUGAAACAGUUCUUGAAAAUGAAGGUAAUGACAAUGGGCUUGGUCUACAGAUAGGAUCCAAUCAAGAUAAUACAGGAAUUCACAUUGUAUCUAUAUUCAAAAAUAGUCAAGCUGAAAGAGAUGGUGUUUUAAGAGAAGGUGAUCGUGUAAUUGAGGUGAAUUAUCAGAAUCUUGAGGGAUUAGAAAGUAAACAAGCUUUGAAAAAAAUUAAAAGUAUAUGUCGUAACACUAAAUAUGUACAAAUUAAAUGUUCAAGAAAUAAUCAAACUAAUAAUAUUAAUAAUCAUUUGAUAUCACCUUGUGAUGAUAAAAAAGAACAGCUUGAAGACAAUAAUCUACAUGAUCCUAUAUUGAAUAAUGAAGAUGUUAAUAAUAUUAGUAUUGAUGUGAAAAGUGUUUUAACUCGGACACAAUCACCGACAAUGAAUAAUUCAGAUACAUCUAUAUAUGAUUCUCAAGAUGAUUCUGUCUUGUUUUAUAAUUGUAAAUUCAAUCAACCUGAUGAAGAAUGUAUGAAUGAGACGGAUAGUAAUGAUAAAAGUUUGUUGAAAAAGUGGUUAGAUGUAUUCAAUCCUGAUGUUGAAUUAUUGUUAGUAUAUUAUGACAUCAAAAAUUCAAAUUGUGGUUUGGGUAUUGGAGUCGGGGAUACUGUAGAAGAUGACGAAAUAUUUGGUGAAAAUCAACAUCGUCAUUAUAUAAUGGAAAUUAAUCCUGAAGGACCUAUUGGCAAAGAUGGAACCUUAUCUAUUGGAGAUGAGUUACUUGAAAUUAAUAAUGUUGUUAUCGUUAACAAAGAUCAUUUAGAGAUCUCCAGUAUUUUUCCUACUAUUCCUUCUGAAGGAUAUUUAAUAUGUGCUCGUUAUCCAAAUAAAUCUCGAAUUGAUAUCAAAGUAGAGAGUGUAAAUGAUGAAUUAGCCAGUGUUGUUUUCUUCACUCAAACUCUAAGUGAUGGUGAGAUUCUUGAAGACGAUUUCAAUGAGCAGAUUUCGGAUAAUAAUCUUUUCGAUGAAACCAAUUCAGGAAUUAAAAAUAACAUAGCCUUAGCACCACCGAACAAUGAAGAAGGAAUUGAUCAACAUUCUGGAUCUGAUAUUGAUGAAAGUCGAUAUCCAAUAAAACUAUUGACGAUUUCUAAUUCUGCUCUGCAGAAUAAAAGUUCCAGUCUUGAAUUCCAAAGUGAAGAUAUUCAAACUGAUAAAAUGAUAAACGAAGAUAUUAAACCAGAAAUUGAUAAGAAUAACCUAAUAAUGAGUGAUCAGAAACCUAUCGAAUCGACACUAAUAAGUUCACUACAACGUCUACCAAUGGCUGUUAAAUUAGUGAAAUCCAUGGAAAAAUUACCGUCUCAAGUGUCCGGUUCAAUUUCUGAAAAUAAUAAUCCAGACCAUACUAAUCUGAUUCAAUCGAAUGAAAUAACCAAUCGAAAUGAUGAUAAUGAUGUGUUAACUGUUAAAGUUUUGAAAAAAGCCGGUGAAAUACUUGGUUUAGAACUGGAAUUAGAAAGUGGAGAUGAAAGAGGUAUAAAACUUGCACAUAUUACUCCUGGAAGUCCAGUAGAUCGUUUGAAAUAUUGGAAUAAAUACAAAUCUAUGGAUUAUAUUCAAACUGAUUCAGACUAUUCAAAACUUUCAGAUACUUCUUGUAUAAAUGGUGAUCAUUUACGCAUUCCUACUGCUGGUGAUCGAAUUCUAAGUGUAUCAGAUUACAGUUUUCAAAAUAUGUCAGCUUUUACAGCAUUAAGAUUAUUAAGAAAAUUGAUUUCUUAUUCUGGUUUUAUAAAAUCUUAGUUUAAGACGGAGAAAAUUGAUGGAAGUCUUAAGAAGAGUACAUAUAUGGGAAAGGAGCAUGAACAGGACAGUACUUGAACUGUAACAGUUUUUGUCCCAUCAGUUACGAAAGAUGUCUAGUCAAAACGCUCUUCGAUUGAUUUAGAAUGUUAUACUCAAAUGGCAAAAUAAAUGAAGAAUUGGCUAUUCUGGAGAAGCAACUCAUAAAAAAUGAAUACCUGAGGAAAUGCAUUACGAAAUAUGGAAAAGAACAUCUCAAGGAUGAUAAACCAUCGAUUGUUAGCAAGAGGCCCGUUUUUUAUGUGCCUUCCGAUCAAGAGGGAGCUGAGAUUUCAAGAAAAAUCGAUGGAGGAGUCACGGCGGCACUGAAAAAAGCUUCAUUGCUGUUCAUUUGGCUUCACUAUACAAUACCAAGUGUUUUCCGUACCACUCAAAGGUAGAUCAAUACCCUUCUGAGAUCACUUAUUACAUUUAUGAAUUCACAUGUACCUGCAGUGGCAAGCACAUAGAGAGGACAGAGAGAAAGGUCUCCAAAACGAACUAGAGUCUUUACAAUUGGAAUCACCAGAUGUCUAGAUAGUGGACACGAGUGAAUGUAAGAGAUGCAUUCAAAAUAAUCAACAGACAAAAUACACCAAUCUCAUUCCGUUGUGCAGAGGCAAUCGCUAUCCAAGGUUACCGAAUUGACUUAUGUGUACAAAAGGGAAGUUUGAUUAGCCUUUCUCUGUCAUGGUGAUUGGAUACUUGUCUGAUAAUCUUUGUUAAUCUCAAAACAGUUUUUCAACUGUCCCCCAAACUUUUAUUAUUCUUUCGUCUUCUGAUAUUCAUCUCUUACAUAAUAUGACUGAUGGUCACAUACUUGCCUAUUUUGUCAUAUAGAGAGAUUAUCCAAUCACUCGUUAAUUUCAUUACUUUUACAUAACCUCGUAAUUAAUACUUCCCAACAUAUAAAUACACAUCGAUCUUGACUUUGUUUAUUCAUACUUCUGAUUAUGAUUUUGGCUAAUCUUCGAACAGUUAUCUAAACUUCACAAACUAAAGUAUGCUAAACAUUUGUUAAUAAUUAUAUUUUUAUUAUUAAUUGUAAUUUAAG